Molecule: messenger RNA, 9189 nt
Organism: Mizuhopecten yessoensis (Yesso scallop)
Lineage: Eukaryota; Metazoa; Mollusca; Bivalvia; Pectinida; Pectinidae
Product: receptor-type tyrosine-protein phosphatase eta-like
Exons: 34
Coding region: 839-6622 (1927 amino acids)
Biological process (GO): protein dephosphorylation
Molecular function (GO): protein tyrosine phosphatase activity; protein binding
Source: RefSeq, a predicted model, not a curated record
UAGAUAAUAACAUAUAGGCCCCACUGAAACUGAGGCAGAGACCUUCAGAGCAAUACAUACAGUCACCAAACAACUUAGUAUCGUAUUCGUUAGACCGGAAGUACCACUCGAGCGGCUCGGUCGCUUGAGUGUUUGAAUAUAUGUUGCAAAGAAGUCUGUAAAUUGUAACCUUGUCAUUCAUAAAAGUCGCGCAUACAAUCUUUGUCGGUGUAUGCUAGGUUUACACGUGGGAGACGACAUAGAUUACAUGACAUGUACGGGACUCGAUUCUCUAUAGUGACCUCACUGAUGCAGUUAUAUUUUUUAUAAUAGUCUAUUCUUUAAAUAUGGAAAGAUAUUUUUUGUUUGAAUAUCUUUGAUAAAAGUUUUGGAUAGUUCAAUAACUGACGGUUAAUGGCUUUUUAAUAUGUGAUAACACGCAUUUUUUGGUAAAGUCACUGUACAGGGAUUAUUGUUAGUAUCAGGACCAGGAAACCUCGACACACACAACCCCGGCGACCAUGGUAUACGUUGGAUUUAGCUAUCGGACGAUGUGGGUUUGAUAAGGAGACGAGGAAGUGAUUUGGGCCCCAAGUGCUUACUAUCUAUGUGUGCGCAGUAGUCGGACUUUGAUACGGGUUUUAUAGUCAACGGUCGCAUUGUCAUCGUGAAUGUUACAGGAAAGUAGCCGUUGUCAUUUCCAAGUUGUACCUGGUAAAUUUGAUAGGCUAUAGUGUCUGGAUAUACCCUCCCCAAGCCACAGGGAACUAGGUUGGCCUAGCUGGUUCCAAUCUGUGUAUUCCGAGGAUCGUACGGAUACUAUCGGCGUCGGACAGGGUGUCCGGACCUGACCAUCAGGAUGAGGGGCUGGAUACCUAAGCUGGCCUUUACACUACUAGUGGUCUGGUUCAGUGCCGAUUCCAGUAUGACAUCCACAGCAGGACCUGGUUCUACUACUCUUACUAAUUCGCCAUCCACAGCAGGACAAGGUUCUACUACUCUUACUAAUUCGACAUCCACAGCAGGACCGGGUUCUACUGCUCUUACUGAUUCGCCAUCCACAGCAGGACCAGGGUCUACUACUCUUACUAAUUCGACAUCCACAGCAGGACCAGGUUCUACUACUCUUACUGAUUCGGCAUCCACAGCAGGACCAGGUUCUACUACUCUUACUGAUUCGGCAUCCACAGCAGGACCAGGUUCUACUACUCUUACUGAUUCGGCAUCCACAGCAGGACCAGGUUCUACUACUCUUACUAAUGCGACAUCCACAGCAGGACCAGGUUCUACUGCUCUUACUGAUUCGCCAUCCACAGCAGGACCAGGUUCUACUGUUCUUUCUGAUUCGCCAUCCACAGCAGGACCAGGUUCUACUGCUCUUACUAAUUCGCCAUCCACAGCAGGACCAGGUUCUACUACUCCUAGGAAUUCACCAUCCACAGCAGGACCAGUUUCUUCUGCUAAAUCGUCAUCUACAACAACACCUGCUACCAGUACGACCACUUCAUCAGCCACAACAAAACCAGUUCCCAACCCUCCUGGAACAGUCGCCGUUAUUGCCAAAACGACUACAAACGUAACACUAAACAUUACGUCACCCUCAACAGGAAGAGUCGAUUGCUAUAAUGUUACGUUUACUGACGAGAACGGCAAGAUGGAGACACGACGUACACCAACCAACGACACGUUAUAUAUAGUAGAUAGACUCACACCUGGAUACAAUUAUACCUUUACGGUGGAAUCUGUGUAUAACGGCCUGGCCAGUACAUCGUCCCAAGGCGUACCAACCUCUACAGUUCCCAGCAGUCCGUGUGACGUCACGGUAACUGAUAGGACGACGACCAGUGUGACCCUGACUGUGGCCCCCGGUCCAGGGGGUUAUGACGGGUACCGUGUCCAGACGGUCGGUGGUGGUAUCAAUCGCUCCGACACAUUUCCACACCACACAUCGACUGGUCCUCUACUGGUCAGUGGUCUUACUCCAGGAACGACUUUCACCUUCACCGUCUUUACUCAGGCCAAUGGAUGGGAGAGUGAACAUUUCUAUAGAACUCAGGAUUCAACAAGUGACAAAGUAAAACGCUCAACAGUUAACCAAGCCGCGAACGAAACAACAGAGGGGCCUUCUGCCCCUGAUAACGUAGAAAUUUCAAGCCAGACAAACGUGUGUGUGACGUUGACCGUUACCCUGAAUGGCAGCGGAUAUGACGGAUUCCUAGCCCAGUACAACAACCUCAACCAGUCCUUUCAAAACAUUACGGCAGAUGACGACACCAGUGUUUCCCACAACUUGCCUGUAAAUGAACUAACACCGGGGACAACCUACACCUUUGAAGUCUACACACUUUAUAAUGGCUCGAAAAGUACAAACAACACCGGGGACAUCGGAAGCACGGUUCCAAAUCCCCCUGGUCAUGUUUCCGUUAAUACCCAAACAACCACUACCGUCACACUGGACAUCACGUCUCCCUCAACAGGAGGAGUCGAUUACUAUAAUGUCACGUUUACCGACAAGGACAGUAAUAAUAACACACGAAGUACACCAACCAACGACACAUCAUAUACAGUAGAGGGACUCACACCAGGUUACAGUUAUGUCUUUAAGGUGGUAUCCGUGUAUCAGGACCUGACCAGUAUACCGUACCAAGGUGUACCAGCCUCUACAGUUCCAAAUCCCCCUGGUCAUGUUUCCGUUAAUAACCAAACAACCACUACCGUCACACUGGACAUCACGUCUCCCUCAACAGGAGGAGUCGAUUACUAUAAUGUCACGUUUACCGACAAGGACAGUAAUAAUAACACACGAAGUACACCAACCAACGACACAUCAAAUACAGUAGAGGGACUCACACCAGGUUACAGUUAUAUCUUUAAGGUGGUAUCCGUGUAUCAGGGCCUGACCAGUAAACCUCAUCAAGGUGUACCAGUCUCUACAGUUCCAAAUCCCCCUGGUCAUGUUUCCGUUAAUAACCAAACAACCACUACCGUCACACUGGACAUCACGUCUCCCUCAACAGGAGGAGUCGAUUACUAUAAUGUCACGUUUACCGACAAGGACAGUAAUAAUAACACACGAAGUACACCAACCAACGACACAUCAUAUACAGUAGAGGGACUCACACCAGGUUACAGUUAUAUCUUUAAGGUGGUAUCUGUGUAUCAGGACCUGACCAGUAAACCUCAUCAAGGUGUACCAGCAUCUACAGUGCCUGAUGUCCCAAAAAAAUACGGAUGCUCUACCACAAACGACUCGAUAACAGUCACACUUAACUCCCCUACUCCCGGGAAAGUUGAUAACUACAUCGCCAGCGAGGAUUGUUCCAGUAGUGGGGACAUAAUCAGUCCCGGUGUCACAGUAAGCGGACAAAACGUGACGAUAGGCGGUCUCAGUCCCGGUAUCACCUGUAACCUCACAGUAAUCGCUGUCUUUGGUGGACACAACAGUUCUGCCGCAGUAUUCUCAGGACUCGGUAUAGAUGAAGGACCUCCCGGUCAGGUCGGAGAUCUAGCCGCCCAAACAUUGUCCGCCACAGCUAUUAGUUUGACGUGGAAAAAACCUACAGAGCCAAAUGGUGACAUCAUACAGUACAGUGUAUACGUCACAGAUCCCGUGGAAACGUGUGCACAACUUCUGUUGACGGUGGACAGUACAGCUUCACAGGACAAUGAAACGUGUAAUGCAACCAGGAAAGACACUUUCAUCAAAGUUCAGUCGGAUUUCAAUGUGACUAUCAAUGACCUGCUGGCCUAUACACGUUACACGUUCAGCGUGUACGCCUACACAGAGGCCGGUAAAGGGCUUGAAUCGUCCCAGGUAUCCAACACCAGUGAAUCAAAACCUUACAAAAUUACUAACUUAACACAAACCAGGAUUACCUCGUCAACAAUUACAAUAUCCUUCAAGGAACCGGAACCAAGUACUGGCCCAAUAACGACGUAUGAAGUACAGUAUGUUUACACGGAACGGUGUAACAAUGGGUCGAGUACAGGUAAAGACAUAACACACAACACCACCUGUACCCCCUCAAGUGGUCGGACUGUCUGCUCUAUAGAGAAUCUCUACCCCUACUGGGACUACAGUAUAAGUGUACGGGCAUACACUAGUAUAGGAUCCGGUAACUGGAGCGAUCCCUUACCACAAAGAACAGAACAGGACAAGCCGAGUUCUAUUGGCAGUAUCAUGCAUACAGGGAUCACAGCUAACAGUGUAACUUUGAAGUGGUCUGCCCCUUGUCCCCCUAACGGCGUCAUCAGUAACUACGUGAUACUAUGGAACAUGUCCUCACAUAUCAACACCACUGAUAAUUCCUCGUCAUACUUAGUGUCUGGUCUACUGCCAUACAGGACCUAUACAUACCAGAUUGCUGCUAAGACUGGGGCGGGUAAAGGACAUUACUCCACCGAACAGAACUUCACGACAUUAACGGAUGUGCCGCAUCAACCAGGUGAAGUUACGGUAAAUGAAAAGAAAGCUACCAGUAUGUCUGUGACAUGGGGAGAACCGGAUUUGAAAACAGGUCCAACCUACUACGUCGCUACUGCUCUAGAUAACCGCUCGCAGGCAAAUACGUCAUCCUGUUAUACAAAUGGUUUUGACAAAACCACAUGUAGGAUACAAAAACUUGAUGAGUUCUGGAAUUACAUCAUUGUCGUCACGGCGACAACAGUGAACGGAUCAAUCAAAUCCAACACAACGAUCAUCAGAACUGCAGAGGCUGCUCCUGGACCAGUGACAGAUGUCAAGGUGACAGUUCAGGGAGACGUCACCAAGGCACGAACAGUACAAAUUACAUGUGGCCUACCUAAAGAGAUGGACCUAAACGGUGUCAUUACCAAUUACACAUUGGACUGGGGAUAUUCUUUGCCUCUGAACCGCAGCACAAGCAAACAUUGUUCCUGGGAUUUUUCUGUAAAGCCGCAACAGAACUACACCUUUAAUGUCUCCGCAUCAACGAGUGUCGGGAAAGGUUUAUCAUUACAAUGCAAACAGACAAUUCCACCUGGAGCUCCACUGAUUGCAAAAAAUAGCGAAAUGAUGAUAAAAGUGGAGUCCUCGUCAGCUGUCAUCGAUCCAGAGAAACAGUUCCGUAUCGACUUUGAUACAACUCUCGUUUGUAACUUUGGUAACGGAAACAUCGAAAACCACUACGUGUUUGUGUCCGAGUCUACCCAAACAUCCACUAACAACGUUGCUGAACCUUUUCAAGGAUCUUUUGCUGCUUUCAAAAAGGAUAGAUUAAACAAAUACCAAACUUGGUCAGCCAUUGAAGAUGCAGACAAGAUAAGCCCUUACGUAGCGUCAAAGUCAUGGAACCCGUGUACAAUAGGUCACAGUGGUAGAAGGCGACGAAGAGCGACUACUCAAACUGUAACGUUCAUAGUUGGUGAAGGUGGGGAUUGUAGCGGAGACUGUAAUGGUUAUGUCCAGCCUGGGAAAUCCUACAGGGUACGAGUGGCCUCCUGUACGGCCGGUGGAUGUUCGGAAUCAGAAUGGAGUGCAGCCGUCAAAACAGAACCAAACUUGGUGCCGUCCAUCGUAGGGGGAGUGGUUGGGGCAUUGAUCGCCGUCGCUAUAUUUCUGGCUGUGAUGUUUGUACUACGUAGACGGUCUUUGCUAUGCUUCAGGACAGACAAAGAGAGUGGAUUUACGGAAUUAUCUGGAAAGACCAACAUUGGUUACCGAGGGGAUUCUACGGAGAUGGUAGUCGUAAAAGCAAGAAAAAUUAAAGUAUCGGAGUUUGCUGAAAAGUUUUACGAGCUGAGUAAGGAUAGCAACAUGAAGUUCUCAGAAGAGGUCAAGCUGUUAAAGGAAAUAAGUCCAGUGCAUAAAACGUCGUGUGCCGAGGAGCAGGCUGUCCGCAUUAAAAACCGGUACACAAACAUACUGGCAUUUGACCACAGUCGAGUGAAACUUUUACCGUUGGAUGAAGAAGACGGCUCAGACUACAUCAACGCAAACUACAUUCCUGGCCACAAUUCAAAGCGAGAAUACAUUGCCGCUCAAGGACCUCUGGUGUGUACCAAGGACGACUUCUGGAGGAUGAUCUGGGAACAGAACGUCAGCGUCAUAGUGAUGUUGACACAGUUAGUGGAGAGAGGAAGGAGGAAGUGUGACCAAUACUGGCCGGAAGUUGUAUCCGAACCAUUCUAUUUCGGGGACCUUAUCGUCCGCAUCGACUCCGAAUCCAAUCUGCCUGACUACGUUAUCCGGGUUAUCAGUUUGCAGUUGGGGGACAUCCAGAGGCAGGUCAAGCAACUUCUGUACCUAGCAUGGCCUGACAUGGGAACGCCUACAACCUCCAAUAGCAUGCUCCAUUUCGUGGAGUCGUGUCGUAAACACAAAAAUCCCUCUCUGCAUGGUCCGAUUGUUGUCCACUGCAGUGCUGGUGUGGGCCGUACGGGGACGUUUAUCGCUGUGGAUCACCUGAUACAGAAGCUGAACGCCGGACAUCAGGAAGUGGAUAUCUUCAAUAUGGUACUGGGCAUGCGUAACGAACGCCCAAACAUGGUACAAACAGAGGAUCAGUACAUAUUCAUACACGAGUGCAUCAAGGACUUCCUCUCAUCUGAUGAGGAUGAAGAAGAGGAAGAGGAAGACGAGGAAGACGAGGACAAUUGCGAACCGAUCUACGAGAAUGCGUGACGGAGAGAUGUCUUACAUCCAGUGUGUGAGGAGAAGAGGACCAUUACAACGCUUUACCUGAGAGUCUCCUGACCAUACAAUAGCCGAGAUGGGAGAUCAUCACCUUUACGCCAAAAACAUACAAUUUUUCAUUUUCCAAUUAAUCGCUUUAUUCAGUUUAUUUCACUUCAUAUGUGAGAGUGUUUGGAUUCAUUUUGGACUGAUUCCAUGAUUUUAAACAGUCAUUAUAGGGAUAUGUGUUAUUUCUGCUUGUUGAGCCUUAGCCAUGAAACAAAAUGACAACAGAUGACGGUGGUCGUUUUGUGAUCGUGAUUAUAAAUUUUAUUUUUUAACCUAUUGUUUGUAUAGCAAACACUUCCCGUUUGUACGUGAUUUGGUGACAAUGUUUAGUCGAUAUCACUACAGUGGCCGACCUAGGAGAGCUUCCAGGGCGUCGGUCAUCCCACAGCACGCCUUUUACAACAACAUGUAUUUUCCCAAUUUCUCUCUAUGGAAACCCUCGAAGGAUCAUUCGGAAUCCUUUGCAGAUGAGUUUCUGGGUCUGCCACUCCUUGGGGAGGUAUGGUCGGACGAGAGUUUUGGUAUGUGUUAGUAUCGUUUUAUAGCUUAUACAUAGGUUAUGUUUGUAGACGUGUACCAGAUGAUCAAUGCGGAGCUCAAAUAAUAUAUGACGGUGAUUUGUUGUCCUCGUCCCGUAUAGUCAGUCGUAUAUAUAAUUAUCCUUAUGUAUUCCGGGCUUUCAUUUGUUACAUUGUCAUCUUUUGUUCAUCACGUUUCUAUUUAAAUCCACUGUGCUUACCUCCCUUGCCUACGAUACUGCGUACAUUUCUACUUAUAAUGAAUCAAGAUUUUUGUGCAUAAUUUCAUGUUUCUGUUAAUUUAAUUCUUGUUUAAUGACGCUGAGUCAUACACAAAAUAUAUGUCCCACGUUUGUAUUUUUUAACAAGUUUCUGUCGGUCAUUGUACCUUUUUUUGACACAUUGUAUUAGUGCCUACUAGACAUAAUAUACAGGGUCAUACCUGUCAUUAACGGACGUAGCAGCACACAGAUAUUCGGAUACGAAAGUAAUAUGUUUAUCAUAAUCUGGCUCGUAAUUUAUGUUUGUAGUCUGUUAAGCGUGUGUCUUCUUUAUACAAGAUGUUGAUAUUAUUGUCUUGGUGUCGUGUGGGACAUUGUAUAAUACCAACAAUAAUGACGUCGGUUUCCUCUGUUCUAUUGUGUCGUUCACAACAGGGUCUUUAUUACUAUUAGGUAAAGACAACAGACUACGUUGUGAUUGUCUCUUUUGACAUCUAAUGUCGUAAUCAUUAUAUUAUCUGCUGGACAGAUAUUUAACUACCAAUGUGUUAAUUAGCUAGUCAUUUAGGUUAAACUGUUUAUUAUAACAUAUGAAUGAACAAAGUGUCAUUAUAGUAAGCUUGUGUGAUAUUUAAUAUCCAUAUUGUUGAUGUGUGUGUGUUUUAUGAGAUUCUUUGUUUCGUAAACAGCCAAGAAUUUGUCCGGACAGGUCUAUUCGCUAGUCAGUAAAAUACGUUUUAUAUCUGGAAUUAUUUCUUACAUUUUAGUUUGUACAUUUUAGUUUCGUACUCAAUAGCUGGUUAACUCGCUUAUCAUCAGGAUAUGAUUACCUGGCUCGUUCUACUAUACAGUUACAUAAUUAUGAUUGUACAAGUUCUUAGCUAUCCUUUCAUACCCUGCACGUGUUAAGACUUAUUCGACAUUAUCGACACAUAUGGCACGCAAUAAGUGAUGUAAAUGUGAGCGUUUCUGUAAUAUAUCAUUUAUUUGUAUUUAUUAUUUGAUGUUAUAAUUGUGCAUUUUCAAAUAUCUAUGCCAAUUCGUGCCGUAAACACUGUAUUUCAAUUUAUAACUGUUAUGUUCUCGUGCUAUAACCAAACAGUUCAUUAAAGGUUACCGACUUUUCAAAAGUUACUAAAAUAAAUAUAUAGUGAUUAAGUAAUCAAAAAUAAGAACAAAGUUUUACUUGACAAACCAGAAACUAGUGCAAAAGUUAUGCAUGAUAUGAUCAAUAACAGGUAGUCACAGACUCUAUUGAAGUACAUAGUGUUGUACAAGUCUACUGUAGACGGGAAAUCUAGAGCUAAGUAUAACGUAAUUCACUAUAAAAAGUCCAGGAGCCGUAGUUUUAUCAAUGUUAUACAGUUUUAGGAUAGAAAAUCAUAAAUGUAUAGCUAUAUAUAACGUAAUUCACUUACAAAAUAGAAAGUCCAUAAGGUUUCAGUUUUACAUGAUGUAAUUCACUUUACCUAUAUAGUAAGUUCAUACAUAUAUGACUAAAACGUCAUGUUAAAGCCGACUUGUGGUGUUGUCUUCUUUUUAAAAAAUAGUUUGUGCAGAAAUCCAUGCAUGCGUUAACUUCCAAUCAAUGUCUUUUUUUAUAUUUAUACGAACAUUAAAUAUUGUUUGCUUUGUCUGUAUAAGAACAUUAAUGAGUUGGUUCCCAUUGGCUUUAUCAUUAUUACAUUCCAAUAAUCAGAAAAAUACCUGUAUAUUUUUGUAAUGAUAUGCAAUGAUCAUUUUUUUAGAAUUAAACUUCCUAUUCAUA